Ceratotherium simum simum (southern white rhinoceros) is the source of this 2107-nucleotide messenger RNA. RefSeq names its product aminoacyl tRNA synthetase complex interacting multifunctional protein 1 (gene AIMP1). Gene Ontology annotation, molecular function: tRNA binding. The record is from RefSeq and is a predicted model, not a curated record. NCBI's taxonomy places the organism in Eukaryota, Metazoa, Chordata, Mammalia, Perissodactyla, Rhinocerotidae.
GCCUGCUCUGGACGGAGGCUGCCCGGCGUCGCUGGCCGCCCGUCAAUGAUUUUCUGCCGUUUCUUGGCAAAAAUGGCAACCAAUGAUGCUGUUCUGAAGAGAUUGGAACAGAAGGGUGCAGAGGCAGAUCACAUUAUUGAAUAUCUUAAGCAGCAAGUUGCUCUUCUUAAGGAGAAAGCAAUUUUGCAGGCAACUUUGAGAGAAGAGAAGAAACUUCGAGUGGAAAAUGCUAAACUGAAGAAAGAAAUUGAAGAAUUGAAACAAGAGCUAAUUCAGGCAGAAAUUCGAAAUGGAGUGAAACAAAUACCAUUCCCAUCUGGUCCUUCAUUACAAGCUGGUUCUCCAGUUUCUGAAAAUGGGAUACAGUCUGUGCCAAUAACAGCCAUGUCUUCUGGUACCAAAGAGCAGAUAAAAGGAGUAGGAGGAGAAGAAAAGAAGGUGAAAGAGAAAAUGGAAAAGAAAGGAGAGAAAAAGGAGAAAAAACAACAAUCAAUAGCAGGAAGUGCUGAUUCUAAGCCAGUAGAUGUUUCCCGUCUGGAUCUUCGAAUUGGUUGUAUCAUCACUGCCAAAAAACACCCUGAUGCAGAUUCUUUGUAUGUAGAAGAAGUAGAUGUUGGAGAAAUAGCCCCAAGAACAGUUGUCAGUGGCCUGGUGAAUCACGUUCCUCUUGAACAGAUGCAAAAUCGGAUGGUGAUUUUACUUUGUAACCUGAAACCUGCAAGGAUGAGGGGAGUCCUGUCUCAAGCGAUGGUGAUGUGUGCUAGUUCACCAGAGAAAGUUGAAAUCUUGGCACCUCCUAGUGGGUCUGUUCCUGGAGACAGAGUUACUUUUGAUGCUUACCCUGGAGAGCCUGACAAGGAGCUGAAUCCUAAGAAGAAGAUUUGGGAGCAGAUCCAGCCUGAUCUUUACACUAAUGAUGAGUGCGUGGCUACAUACAAAGGAGUUCCCUUUGAGGUGAAAGGGAAGGGAGUGUGUAGGGCUCAAACUAUGAGCAACAGUGGAAUAAAAUAAAAUGCCUCAGUUACUGAAGUACAUUGGAGAAAACUUUAAUAACAAUAAAAAGAAAUAUAUUUGUCACUUGUACCUAAAAUAUAACUGGCUCAUUUUUGUGUUAUUUCUCUUCUAGGCUUGACUAGCCUUUUACCUGGUAUAUAUUGUUUUCAAUUGAUUGGAGAAACACUACAUUUUUACCUAUGGUUUUUGAUACUUCAUAAUGUGGGGAGGAAAUUGCUUAUGUUUUGUGAUGAUUUACGUUUUAGCAGGGAUGUUGGUUAGCAUUGUUUCAUAGAUUAUUUCUUCUUUAUACAUUUAGAUUACUUGAACUAGACUAACAUUUAGUUUCUUGUUUGUAGGCACAUGAUGCAUGAAAUUUCAAGCCCUUGGAUUUUUAGUGCAUUGUAUAUCUGUAUUAUAAAUGUCCUCUCCUUUUCAAAAGUGGCAAGUUGUAAUUUUUAUCAGGCUUAUUAACUAGUCAUAGUGUAAUAAUGUUGAAAAUGACCAACUUGAUUCUAGAGAGCCAGAACCUCAUAAAGCCAGGAGACGUGGCGUUUGAACAUUACUGCUGUUGCUUGCCAAGGUAACCCAGACUUGUAUACUUAAGUUGACUUUUGUAAAAGACUGAAAUUUCCAACUGUGUAUUGAACUUUUUCUUUCCAUUUAGCAAGAUAAUUCAUAAUAAAUUUUGGCCAACUCUAAAGAGGAAACACAAUUCAAAGUAUUGCCAAUGUAGUUUCCAAUAUAUUGGCCAUAAAAGUAGCAGUCUGUUUUUUUUCUAGCUGAUUUAUAGAGAUUCUUUGGGUACUUAAUUAAAGAUUAUUUAUAGGUUAUUAUCUUUAGAAGAGCAUUUAAGAUCGCUAUAUUUUACUUUUUCAUUUACUACCAUACUGUCAAUAUAUUAAAAGAAAUUGUAGCCCAAAACUUAACAUACAUAUGCCUUAAGGUGUCAAAUGCCUAUUUUCACUCAUCUUACAGAUAUUAUAGGAACAAUGAAAAUUAACUUAGGAAUUAUGAGCUUCAAGUUCACCAGCCUUGAGCCCUUGACUGAUGAUUUGGGCAACCAAAAAAGAAAAGCAUCAAUGGAGGUAGGAGUAUAGAUAUUGUUUAAAAG